GUCGAUCGCCUUCGGUGUUUUAAAAGGUGUUUAUUUAUUUCCCAUUAAAAACCUUUGAAAAUGGUUAAAAUCGCCCUCCAAAUCAGAGCCAACAUAGAAUGUAUUGAGAAGCUUUAUACCAACCAUCCACAUUACCAAUGGUUCUUAAAACUGAAGUGUAGUAGCUGCGGCGAAGUGUCCGAAAAGUUCCACGAUCUCACGGAGGCAGACAAAGUGCCUCAGAAGCACAACCGGUCCGAAACGAACCUCCUGAUAAAGUGUAAACUGUGCUCCAGGGAAAACAGCAUGGAUGUUAUCGAAGGCAGCAACGGUGCAUUUACAAACGAAGAUGCUGGCAAAUUCAAGACGCUGGUAAUAUUUGACUGCAGAGGAGUGGAGCCCGUUGACUUUGAACCUAAAUCUGGGUGGAUUGCAGAGGCUGAAGAAAAUGGUAAAAAGUUCGAAGAUGUAGAUCUCACUGAGAAGGAGUGGGUCGACUAUGAUGAGAAGAACCAGACCUCCGUCGGAGUGUACGAGCUGGAGUGGCAGUUCGUCAAAGUCAAAUAAGUGAUUUUAAUUUUAUCUUGUUAUAAACAAUGAAUUUACACUGUAACUAUACAUUUAUGUUUUUAAUAAACCAUGCUCACUAAAUGAA
Messenger RNA from Cydia strobilella, 634 nucleotides. Its product is annotated as UPF0587 protein GA18326. Gene Ontology annotation, molecular function: zinc ion binding. Lineage: Eukaryota; Metazoa; Arthropoda; Insecta; Lepidoptera; Tortricidae. The transcript has 3 exons. Bases 61 to 546 code for a protein of 161 amino acids. The record is from RefSeq and is a predicted model, not a curated record.